ACACAGACGGAGCACACAGCCGGCGCUCACACUGGUGUGUAUGAAUCAUGGUAGUCACCUCACUAUCCUGGUGCCUCUGUGAAGUACAGCACAGGCUUGGCAGCACCGGGAUCUGAACAGGGGAUCUCCUGGCACCAUGGACGUGUGAGCAAUGCUCUUAGCAAUCAUGUUUGAGAUUAAGAAGAUCUGCUGUAUCGGUGCUGGCUAUGUCGGCGGGCCCACCUGCAGUGUUAUUGCACAGAUGUGUCCUAAAAUCCAAGUCACUGUUGUAGAUGUCAAUGAGGCUAGAAUCAAUGCCUGGAAUUCAGACACGCUCCCCAUCUACGAGCCAGGGUUAAAAGAAGUGGUGGAGUCCUGUCGAGGAAGAAAUCUCUUCUUUUCCACCAGUAUUGAUGAUGCCAUCAGAGAAGCUGAUCUUGUAUUCAUCUCUGUUAACACUCCCACAAAGACCUAUGGGAUGGGAAAAGGGAGAGCAGCUGAUCUGAAAUACAUUGAAGCUUGUGCUAGACGAAUUGUACAAAACUCAAAUGGCUAUAAAAUUGUCACUGAGAAAAGCACAGUUCCAGUACGUGCUGCAGAGAGCAUUCGUCGGAUAUUUGAUGCUAAUACUAAGCCCAACUUGGAUUUGCAGGUGCUGUCUAACCCAGAGUUCCUUGCAGAAGGAACAGCAAUCAAGGACUUGAAAAACCCAGACAGGGUGCUCAUUGGUGGUGAUGAUUCUCCAGAGGGACAGAAAGCUGUCCGUGCUCUUUGUGCUGUUUAUGAGCACUGGGUGCCUAAAGAAAAAAUCCUCACAACCAAUACCUGGUCGUCAGAACUCUCUAAACUGGCAGCUAAUGCUUUCCUUGCCCAAAGAAUCAGCAGCAUUAACUCAAUCAGUGCUCUAUGUGAAGCUACAGGAGCAGAUGUUGAAGAAGUAGCGAGAGCUAUUGGAACUGACCAAAGGAUUGGAAAUAAGUUUCUGAAAGCCAGUGUUGGGUUUGGAGGCAGCUGUUUUCAGAAAGAUGUCUUGAAUUUAGUGUACCUUUGUGAGGCACUGAACUUACCUGAAGUAGCCCGCUACUGGCAACAGGUAAUAGACAUGAAUGAUUAUCAGAGGCGCAGAUUUGCUUCCCGUAUUAUUGACAGCCUGUUCAAUACUGUCACUGAUAAGAAGAUUGCUAUCUUAGGAUUUGCAUUCAAAAAAGAUACUGGGGACACAAGAGAGUCAUCCAGCAUCUACAUUAGCAAGUAUUUAAUGGAUGAAGGAGCAAAGCUCCAUAUCUAUGACCCUAAAGUACCGAAGGAACAAAUCAUCUUGGAUCUGUCACAUCCAGGUGUCUCAGAAGAUAACCAAGUGUCUCGGUUGGUCACUAUAAGCCAAGAUCCAUAUGAAGCCUGUGAUGGAGCUCAUGCCCUUGUAAUUUGCACUGAAUGGGACAUGUUUAAGGAGUUGGAUUACGAGCGUAUUCACAAGAAGAUGUUGAAGCCUGCAUUUAUAUUUGAUGGUAGGAGAGUUCUUGAUGAUCUUCAUAAUGAGCUACAAGUCAUUGGCUUUCAGAUUGAAACAAUUGGGAAGAAGGUGUCAGCCAAAAGAAUCCCUUUUGCUUCUUCCUGUGAAAUUCCGAAGUUCAGCCUGCAGGACCCACCUGUCAAAAAGCCCAGAGUAUAAUGUUUAAUAGGUACUGAAGGAAUUCUGUCACCUUCUUAGUGAUAAUAACUGUAACGCUAUGCUUUUUUUUUUAAGGAAAGAUAUUUUUCAUAAACUACAAACCAAUUUUACACUAGAAAACAGUACCUGGUACACAUGAACUCAGUGUAUUUUCAAAGCUCUAUUUUUCUAGCAAUUUUGGUUACUGAGGAUGGUACAAACCUGUUUUUAAUAAUGAAGCAACCUUUAAGUGGAGAAGUUACUCUCAAGCUACAAACUUCUGCUUCCAGAAGUGUUCCUACACUGCACUCUAAGUGUAAACGCUCAAGUGAUAUGAGCACAAAAGAAAUGGAACAUCUGUUUUAUUUAGUCCAGCUAUAAACAGUGAUCAGGAACUCAGUUGGUCUCACUUUUUUUAUAUUGUCAUUGGGGGUAAUCCUUUCCCCUUACAUGUCUGCUUUAACUGGUGGUGGAGUCAAAAGAUGAGUUCUAUGUGAAUUUUGGUAGUUCUGGGUUGAGACCUAAAACAGAGCUGACUGCAGCUACAUUGCCCUGACCUGACUGGGAUCAGUGGGCACUGAUGCAGUCUGAACUGCAUCUGUUGGGUGCCAGGUGGCUUCUGCAGAUGUCUAUCACAUACUUGCUGGCAGUGGAGUAGUUGCUAUAAACCAAUCCACUGGCUGAUCUUGUUUCUUAUUCUUGGUUCUUGCCUACAUUCCAUAUGCAGCACAUAAAUUACUGACUUGAUCAGAUUCCUGGGGCAUGGUUUUCGUAAGUUACCACAAUAUGACUUUCCUUCAGCAGAAGAGCAUUCUGCCUGCUGCUUGUUCAAACACUGAAUUUGAGCAGACACCUUAAUUCAGUGUCAGUCCAAGUAGAAAGCAAACGUUAGCUUCAAAGCUGAUGUUUUUUUUCUACUGUCCUUUCUGCUUAUAUCUUAGGAAUAAAAGCAGUAUCUUGAUGAAUCUGCAAGAAUUAUUCCCUGCUGUUCAGAAAACUAAAAGAAAAAAAAUUCAAACCCAUACAUAGUCAGCUUGCUACCUCAUUUCAUUAGCAGGAAUUAAUAGUUCCUCUAUUAUCAUGAUACUUUUGCCUUUAUUAUUACUUUCUUUCUACUUGUUUUUAUUAUUCUCAAUUGGCCAGUGCUAUUAAAGUCCUUGACUAUAGACUUUGUGUUUGGCUUGUUGCAUGGGGUUGUGAAAUGGAGAGUGUUAGAAAAAGAUGACCACAGAGAGAAUUUGGACUAGAAGGUAUGGAAGUCUUGGUUCAAUAAUAGAAUCCUGUAAGCAAUCACAGAAUACUCUCUGAAUGUGUACAACAGCUGUGCCUUCAAGUAUGCUAUGUCAAUAGUUGUACUGAGAGCACAAGAUCAAUGUCUUGGUAAUGAGGACUGUUACUGUAACUAUUUACCAUGGAAAUGCAGGUACCAUGUAAGCUUGAAGACAGAUCUUUGAAGAUUUGAGGGACAUGUGUAACAAUUUGUGGAGGCAAUACAAGGCACUGUUAACUGUUUGGCUGUACAACAUGUACUUUUGAGCUGGAUGCUUUCAGAUGCUCCACCUCAGUGGCUUCUGCAUCACUUUAGGCAAGUAUGCCUGAGGUUUUUUGGGUUUUUUUGCUGUGUCACACACAGGAUUCUUCUGUGAGGAGGAAGAAGAAUAUAUAUUGGAAUAUGAAUAUGUAUUGGAAGCUUAUCAAAAUGAAUGGGAAUUGCAGAGGCUUAAACUCAAAUUAUCAUCUUCUGUAGUGGUGUCUCCUCUUCCCAAGUCAUUAGGGCUGCUUUCAUACAACACCUAGAGCAAAGACUGCCCUGUGAUACAGGUGUGGCAAAUGUGAGUACUCAAACUCCAGAAUGCUGGAUCAUCUGGUGUAUGCAAGCAGACACCCUUCUGGACUACCCCAGCAGAAUCGGAGAGAGCAAGCUGGUAAUGUCUCCUUUGGGAUUAAGAGGGUACUAACAAGUAGUACUCUUGCCCUGAACUAUAGUUAGGGUACAAAAGCACUGUUUCAGGGCUCCUCUUGCAUAUAUGCAGGAGAACCUUAGCACAGGCCAAAAGAGACCUGCAGAAGCUUUUGCAGCACUGUCAAUCACCACUCAUCCUCUUCAGAGUACAGUUGCUAGGGAAAUAGUGUUGGAGAUGACUUGUGUUCCUGUUUCUUGAAGGUCUGUGCUCAUAAAAAAGCAUGAAAGAGAUGGGGUUUAGUGCUAUUGGGUUUGUGUCUAUGGGAUAUUACAGAACGUGAUUCUUGAUGAGAAUUGUGUAAUAUGAGCAAUAGAUUCCUGUGCUCUAUUUUUUAAUGUUUCUUAAUAAAAUGCAAUCCCACUGUAAUACCAUUUUUCAUUGCAAAAGUGUGAAUAUAGCAGCUGAAGCAGUACAGCUUAAUACAAGCCUACAAGUAGCAUAUGGGCUGCAUAAAUUGUCUCACUCACGAAGUACAGUCCUAGUGCCAGACAUGAUGUACUCUUUUUACUUCUUUGUAUGCAUGUGAAACUCUCAGUUCAGACAAAACUAUGCUGGUUCCUGGAAUGAGGAUGGCCAAGAGCGCUGCAACUGAAUAGAGCGCACACAUUUUUGACAAAGAGCAGUGUAAGAGCAGUUAGAUCUCAUGAUGGCUAGGAUGUUUAUACCUCUCUUCAUCCCUUGAAGCCUUGUUGGGAGUGACAUAGAAUUUAUAGUAUGCUAUAAUGCUCAAUAUCUGAAAGUCAAAAUGAAGUGUUAGACAGUAUGGGAAAUAAUAAUGUGUUAUCUAUGGCUGCUUUAGUGAUACUGGCAUAGGUCUUCAUUGCCUGCUUUCUUUUUUUCCCCUCAAUUCAAGUUGAGAAUUGCUAGUGCAAGUUGAAUGUCAUCUUUAAUAAGGUCCCAUGUAGUGAAAAAAGGGGACACCCCGUUCUCCUAUUAUUCACUGAUCAAAUGGAAAACAAAUCUAUUCUUAAAUGAAUGCUUUUGUUUUUUGACUUAACUCCUCUAUAAGUCAUUGGAUGGUGCAGCAAAUUUCCAGUUGGCUGUGUAAUGUUUAAUUGUGCUUUGUAUGUUGUUGGCUGGUAUAAUGAUGCUUUAAAAAAGGUCACUCUUAAAGAACACGUUGACUUGAGAUCAUGUUCCCAGACUGUUUUCUUGAGUGCAAGGGGAAACUGACAAAGCAGGCAUACAAUACCAUAAGAAGUGCAGACAGAAUUAAGUGCUUCACAGAUACUAAAUGUGAAAUCUCUAACCUUGUUUCUGAAGAGAAGUCAUGAAAUCAGUGCUGAAUUUAUAGCCAUAACCUCAGAGUGUUUCAUGCCUUUAACAUAAAGUUGUAGGGGAAAAAAUGGGAAUAGGGAUGAAAGCUGGUUGGAAAAGCAGUUUUUUCAACUAGGAAAAGAAUUUAAAAACCUGUGAUCUUUGUUGUACAAAUUGUCAGAGGUCCUCAAAGACUCUCAGAUAUGAAGCAAAAAUACAUCUAUGAAGCCAAAAUAUGACUGUUUUCCCUAGAAGCCAUAGCAAAGCAUGUGAUUAGAAAAAGGUUUAUAGAGCUUGUGUAACUUGGGGCCUGCUGUCAGACAGUUGUGCAAAGCCUGAGAUCAUCUUCUGCUCCACCCAGCAGCAGUCUGUAAAAUACUCCCCAUAUGAAAUAAUGUUAGACUUUGUUUUAUAGGAGCAUUAUUUCUCUCAAUAGGAAAAAAAGUCAUAAAUGAUGAUUGUGCAGUGUCUUCUUAGCAGUUUUAAAACUGCCGUAUGGCUCAGAACUUUUCAUUGUUUUUCUGGUGUCAAUUAUGCUGAAAACAGUAACUUGGCAAAAGCUACAAUAAUUGCCUCCUAAAUCUGCUCUAUCAAAUCCCAUUAUUUACAGGAGGGCCUCUAAUAAAAGCUGGCACUCGUUACGUGUCUGGGUAUCGUCAGGUUAGUGCUGCGCCCCUCCUGGCCUGCUGUAGCAUGGGCAGUAUUCAGACUCCUUGCUGUAGUGCCAACCUUCUGCUGCUCUGGUAUGUGGGGCAUUUCAAGUGAAGGGAGGUGGCUGUAGCCCACAGCAUGCUGUUCUUUUUCAAGACUACUCUGCAGACUUAUGACUUGUAAAAUUUUCACCUUUACAAGGUGUAGGCAUUAAACCUGAAGCAUAAAGAACAUACAAUCUCUCCCUAAUUUACACUACCAUUAUACUAUUUAAUUAAAUAUAUUCCUACUGGUUUUGUCUUCAUAAUGCCUUAGUAUUGCUAUACUUAGUGAUCUAUUUUGUGAAGUAUCGAUUAUGCAGCACUGAGACAGUGGCAGAGUUUGUCACAGACAGCAAAGGGCAAGAGCAAGAUUCAGCUUGCAAUUAGCUGUCCUUCUAACAUCUUGCAGAGCAUGGAGUGGUGGGAGGGUCCACUCUCCUUUCUAUAGACUACAAAAGUAUAUGUAAGUACUACAGACAGCUCCAUGAUUACUGGAAUGAGGAGAGUAUAGAAUUAAGAUAACAAAUUCCUGGAAUACUUCCCAACAAUCUCAUAAAAAUAAAAGCUUCAGCCACUUUUAAAUUAAAA
This is a messenger RNA of Gallus gallus (chicken), 6131 nucleotides long. It is a transcript of the gene UGDH, whose product is annotated as UDP-glucose 6-dehydrogenase. Gene Ontology annotation, biological process: glycosaminoglycan biosynthetic process. Lineage: Eukaryota; Metazoa; Chordata; Aves; Galliformes; Phasianidae. The transcript is spliced from 13 exons. Gene Ontology annotation, cellular component: cytosol; nucleus. The coding region runs from base 152 to 1651 and encodes 499 amino acids. Gene Ontology annotation, molecular function: UDP-glucose 6-dehydrogenase activity; NAD binding. The record is from RefSeq and is marked validated.